Molecule: messenger RNA, 6470 nt
Organism: Pelobates fuscus (common spadefoot toad)
Lineage: Eukaryota; Metazoa; Chordata; Amphibia; Anura; Pelobatidae
Gene: CACNA1I
Product: calcium voltage-gated channel subunit alpha1 I
Exons: 35
Coding region: 13-6234 (2073 amino acids)
Biological process (GO): calcium ion transmembrane transport; positive regulation of calcium ion-dependent exocytosis; membrane depolarization during action potential
Cellular component (GO): voltage-gated calcium channel complex; neuron projection; voltage-gated sodium channel complex
Molecular function (GO): low voltage-gated calcium channel activity; voltage-gated sodium channel activity
Source: RefSeq, a predicted model, not a curated record
GAGUGUCUAAGCAUGAUGGUGAUCCUCUUGAAUUGUGUAACCCUUGGAAUGUUUCAGCCCUGUGAAGAUGUUGACUGUUCAUCAGAUCGGUGCCAAAUUCUUCAAGUAUUUGAUGACUUCAUCUUUAUCUUCUUCGCAAUGGAAAUGGUGGUGAAAAUGGUGGCCUUGGGAAUUUUUGGAAAGAAAUGUUACCUUGGAGAUACAUGGAAUAGAUUGGACUUCUUUAUAGUCAUGGCUGGGAUGGUGGAAUAUUCCCUGGAUCUCCAGAAUAUUAACCUGUCUGCUAUCCGCACAGUUCGUGUCCUCCGACCUCUAAAGGCCAUUAAUAGAGUACCUAGUAUGCGAAUCCUGGUGAAUCUACUGCUGGACACUUUGCCCAUGUUGGGGAACGUUCUUCUCCUUUGCUUUUUUGUUUUCUUCAUUUUUGGGAUCAUUGGGGUGCAGCUGUGGGCGGGACUACUGCGUAAUCGAUGUUUUUUGGAAGAUAACUUCACCAUAAAAGGAGACAUAACAUUACCUCCGUAUUACCAACCAGAGGAAGAUGAUGAGAUGCCCUUUAUCUGUUCUUUGUCUGGUGACAAUGGGAUCAUGGGUUGCCAUGAGAUUCCUCCACUUAGAGAUCGAGGACACGAGUGUUGCUUGGAUAAAGAAGACUAUUACUAUUACAAUUCAAUCCGACAAGAGUUUAACGUCAGUGGAAUGUGUGUCAACUGGAACCAGUACUAUAAUGUCUGCCGUACCAGCAACACCAACCCUCACAAGGGUGCCAUCAACUUCGAUAAUAUCGGCUAUGCCUGGAUUGUCAUCUUCCAGGUGAUCACUCUUGAAGGCUGGGUGGAGAUUAUGUACUAUGUUAUGGAUGCUCACUCCUUCUACAACUUCAUCUACUUUAUUCUUCUUAUUAUAGUGGGAUCAUUCUUCAUGAUCAAUUUGUGCCUAGUUGUUAUUGCUACACAAUUCUCUGAGACGAAGCAGAGGGAACACCAGCUGAUGCAAGAGCAGAGGGCUCUGUAUUUAUCCUCCAGUACCGUAGCUAGCUAUGCCGAACCCGGGGAUUGUUACGAGGAGAUAUUCCAGUAUGUGUGUCACAUCCUGAGGAAAGCCAAGCGGCGUACAGUGGGGUUUUACAACAGUCUUCAGAGCCGUAGACAAAGUCGCCACGAGCUAAAUAACGCAAAGCUUGGGAUCAACGGGAAAGAACCUCACCAUCUGUGGAUAUGUCAGAAGCACGGUCAGUUGGAUUACACGCCUCAUGCUAUUGUGCAACCCAUCGCUAUGACAUUGACAUCGGACCUUUCUAACUGCCCUCAAUGUUCCAAAACAAAAUGGGAGGAUGGUCGAAAACUCUCUGCACCCAACAGCACAAGGUCAAGUCAAGAUGGGACACAAGAGCAGACCAGUGAGAAAGGAUUAGGAAGCAGGAGUGGUGAUAGCACCUCCGAGCUUGACAAAGAGGAAGAAGAAGAUGGGGAAGAAGGCUUUUGUGAAGGACUAUGUGUGGAAAUAAGGGCAAAACUCAGAGGAAUAGUUGAUAGCAAGUAUUUCAACCGGGGGAUUAUGAUAGCCAUCCUUGUGAAUACAAUAAGUAUGGGCAUCGAGCACCAUGAACAGCCAGAAGAACUCACCAAUAUUCUGGAAAUCAGUAACAUUGUGUUCACCAGCAUGUUUGCAUUAGAAAUGAUGUUAAAACUUUCAGCGUUUGGCCUUUUUGACUAUCUCAGAAACCCAUAUAACAUAUUUGAUGGCAUCAUCGUCAUCAUCAGUGUCUGGGAGAUUAUUGGGCAGAAUGAUGGAGGCUUGUCUGUUUUGAGAACUUUUCGCCUAUUAAGGGUAUUAAAGUUGGUGAGAUUUAUGCCUGCCUUGAGACGCCAGCUCGUUGUGCUAAUGAAGACGAUGGACAAUGUGGCCACUUUCUGCAUGCUUCUUAUGCUCUUUAUCUUCAUCUUCAGUAUCCUAGGAAUGCAUAUUUUUGGAUGUAAGUUCAGUCUAAGGACAGACUCUGGAGACACUGUUCCCGAUCGCAAAAAUUUCGACUCCCUGCUGUGGGCAAUUGUAACUGUUUUCCAGAUCCUGACACAGGAAGACUGGAACGUGGUACUGUACAAUGGUAUGGCAAGUACGUCUCCCUGGGCUGCUCUUUAUUUUGUGGCAUUGAUGACGUUUGGAAAUUACGUUCUUUUCAACUUACUAGUGGCCAUCUUGGUUGAAGGUUUCCAAGCAGAGGGAGAUGCCAACAGGUCUUAUUCUGACGAGGAAAGGAGUUCAUCAAAUAUUGAAGAAUAUGAAAAAUAUCGUGAAGCUCAGCUAGGUUCUGAUCCUAAACUUUGUGCAGUACCAAUGACGCCAAAUGGACAUUUAGAGAACAACCCCAUUAUAAGUCAGCAAAUAUGUUCUGGAAUGAUGGAUACUUCAAGAAAUUCCCUGCAAAGGGAUCAAAUGCUUGUGGCUGUUAAUUGCAGGAAGAGUAGUGUGAUGUCCUUGGGCAGGACAACUUAUGACCAGAAAUCACAGACUAUGUCUCGAUCAUCCCACUGGGGACGAAGUGGAGCAUGGGGUAGCCGGAGGUCUAGUUGGAACAGUUUAGGACGGCGCCCCAGUAUAAAGCCAAGGCCUUGUACUGCAGAGCAUGAGUCAUUGCUGUCCCGAGGGGAGGACCACAGAGAGAGAAUUCAUUCCAGGAGAACAUCCAGCCUAAAACACAGGAGGGCAAUGUCUCUUGAUAACAAAGGACCUCCAGAUAUGCCGGAUCAAAUAUCAGCUCAGGCUAAUCACAGGAUACCUUACAAGGAAACCUCAAUAAUAGGUGAACAUCGUGAUUCCUCUGGAAAAACUCCACCUCUCAUGAAAGAUGUCUUUCCCAAGAUGAAUAACCGCAAAGAUAAGGAAGAAGAAGAAGAAGAAAUUGACUACAGCCUGUGUUUCCGAGUCAGAAAAAUGAUCGAGGCGUAUAGACCUGAUUGGUGUGAGUUGCGUGAAGAUUGGUCAAUAUAUAUUUUCUCUCCUCACAAUAGGUUCCGCGUCAUGUGCCAGACAAUAAUUGCGCAUAAGCUCUUUGAUUAUGUGGUCCUUGCAUUCAUCUUCCUCAACUGCAUCACCAUUGCCCUGGAAAGGCCGCAGAUCGAGCACAAGAGUACGGAGAGGCUUUUCCUGAGUAUAUCAAACUACAUAUUUACUGCUAUUUUUGUAGCUGAAAUGACACUGAAGGUGGUUUCUCUUGGACUUUACUUUGGGGACCAAGCUUAUCUCCGCAGCAGUUGGAAUAUUCUAGAUGGUUUUCUUGUGCUUGUGUCACUCAUUGAUAUUGUGGUAUCCGUGGCUUCAGCUGGAGGUGCAAAAAUAUUGGGAGUGCUACGGGUUUUGCGGCUUCUUCGAACUUUGAGACCUCUCAGGGUUAUCAGCAGGGCCCCUGGACUCAAACUGGUGGUGGAGACUCUAAUUUCUUCUCUAAAACCCAUUGGAAAUAUUGUUCUUAUUUGUUGUGCCUUCUUCAUUAUCUUUGGGAUCCUUGGUGUGCAGCUCUUUAAGGGGAAGUUUUUCUACUGCCUUGGAGUAGAUGUUCGAAAUGUCACCAAUAGGUCAGACUGUGAAGCAGCCAAUUAUAAAUGGGUGCACCAUAAGUACAACUUUGACAACUUGGGACAGGCACUGAUGUCACUUUUUGUUUUGGCGUCCAAAGACGGUUGGGUUAAUAUAAUGUAUAAUGGACUGGAUGCUGUGGCUGUUGACCAACAGCCUGUUACCAAUCACAACCCUUGGAUGCUGCUCUACUUCAUCUCUUUCCUUCUCAUUGUCAGUUUCUUUGUACUAAACAUGUUUGUGGGUGUAGUAGUAGAAAAUUUCCACAAGUGCCGACAGCACCAGGAGGCCGAGGAAGCCCGGAGACGAGAGGAGAAACGUCUCAGGCGGUUGGAGAAAAAACGAAGGAAAGCUCAGCGUUUACCGUAUUAUGCCACUUACUGCCCUGCACGUCUUCUGAUUCAUUCUGUCUGUACUAGCCACUACUUAGAUAUAUUCAUUACCAUCAUCAUUUGCCUUAAUGUUGUCACAAUGUCCUUGGAGCAUUACAGCCAACCAAGGUCUCUUGAAGUGGCCCUGAAGUACUGUAACUACAUGUUUACGACAGUCUUUGUACUAGAAGCUAUACUGAAGCUAGUGGCCUUUGGAUUUAGACGAUUCUUUAAGGACAGGUGGAACCAGCUGGAUCUGGCCAUUGUGCUCCUGUCCGUGAUGGGCAUCACUUUGGAAGAAAUUGAAAUUAAUGCUGCUUUGCCAAUAAAUCCCACCAUUAUUCGCAUCAUGAGGGUGCUGCGCAUCACCAGGGUGCUGAAGCUGCUAAAAAUGGCAACGGGCAUGAGGGCGUUACUAGAUACCGUAGUGCAAGCAUUGCCACAGGUAGGAAACCUGGGAUUGCUCUUCAUGCUUCUAUUCUUUAUUUAUGCUGCUUUGGGAGUGGAGCUUUUUGGGAAACUUGUUUGCAAUGAUGAUCAUCCUUGUGAAGGUAUGAGCCGCCACGCUACAUUUGAGAACUUUGGAAUGGCUUUCUUGACUCUCUUUCAAGUCUCUACUGGAGACAACUGGAAUGGAAUAAUGAAGGAUACUUUACGUGAUUGCACUAAUGAUGAUCGUAGUUGCUUAAGCAACCUCCAGUUUAUCUCCCCGCUAUACUUUGUGAGUUUUGUCCUCACAGCUCAGUUUGUGCUAAUUAAUGUAGUUGUUGCUGUAUUAAUGAAACACCUGGAUGACAGCAAUAAAGAAGCUCAGGAAGAUGCUGAACUUGAUGCAGAGAUUGAAAUGGAGUUGGCUCAUGGACUUUGUGCUCAAGCAUCACCAAUCUCUGGUCUAGAAAGUGGGGGACGUGGAGGAAGACCAGCCACUGAAGGACACCGUAGCUUGAGAUGUUUUUCUCCUGCACAGGAGAAUUUGUGGCUGGAUAGUGUUUCCUUGAUCAUUAAGGAUUCAUUUGAAGGAGAACUGAUGAUAAUUGAUAAUUUGUCUGGUUCAGUCUUCCACCAUUACUCUUCUCCCGCAGUCUGUGAAAAGUGUAACCACGACAAACAGGAGGUCCAGCUGGCAGAAAUGGAGGCCUUUUCUUUAACCUCUGACAAGUCCUCUUCAGUAUUGACUGAUGAUCUCAGUUCAGAAGAUCAAGGUGUCACAAGUCAGUUAAAGGAAAUGAAGGAUGAGCAAGAUAGUCCAGACUCUUUGAGAAUUGGAGUAUUUGGUGAAAACCUUUUCCCACUUGCAAGUAUACCUGGCUCCCCUACAACGGAACGCUAUAUCAGUGAGUUAGAGAAGCUGUCUUUAACGCCAGCUGAGUCGUGGGACAGCUGGUUGAAAGACGACAGCAGCCCAGUUUCUCCUCCACCUCUUUCUACAGGUACAGUUAGCCCCCUCUUGCCUGUCCCUGCAGAGUUCUUUCAUCCAGCAGUUUCCCCAACUGAAAAGGAUCCUGAAGACCUUACACUUCAGAAAAGCCUUCCCAAGCUCUCCUCCCAAGAAUCGUGGGCUACUCUACGUUCCCCAGAUGUCAACUGCUCGCUCUUGAGACAGGCUACACAAAGCAAUUCAUCCAUGGAAAGUGGUAGUGCAAGCUCAGAAGACAGUUUACAGACCACACUAGAGGACAGUUUAAAUUUAAGUGACUCUCCACAGUGCACAUUAGACCUUCCGGAUCUCCGUGUAGCUCCUGUCUCUCAUCGUACUCCUUUGCCUAUCUCCUCACUUUCUAUGAUACCCCGGCGGACCAGCCGUCCAAACUUUGCCCUUCAGAAGGUUCGGCGGCAUCAAAGGAGCCAUAGCAGUGGUGGUAGCACAAGCCCUGGAUGUACUAUACAUGACUCCAUGGACCCUUCUGAUGAAGAAGGGGCAGGUGGUAGCCUUAGAGGAACAAGUGAGCCCUCAGAGACCUUUAGCAGUUUGUCCCUUACCUCCCUUUUUUCCCCACCUCCUUCUUUGACACCACCUGGUGGUGUGAUGAAAAAAUGCAGCAGUGUCAACAGCCUUUCUGUUGCCUCUUCUAGAGUAAGAGGAGCAAAGCAAUUUUACGCAGUUGAUCCACAGGGCUUCCUUUCAAUGCCAUCAUGGGUGAUGGAUUUUUACCAAACUUCUACUCCCCCAGAAAACCAAGAGAGCCGUAGCAGUACCGGAAAAUUACCAACUGUGGAAAGGGGGAUACCUGCCAGUAGUGUCUCAGGAAAUGUGGAUUUUGGCAAUAAUAGCCGGAGAAACAGAUGAAAUUAUUUUAUUUUUUUUGGGUGGGUAUCAGGGUCAGUUUAUGGGGUAUGAUUUCCUAACUCUACAUAAGUGGGGGGAAACAAAGCCUUAUGGCUCUCAAACAGACCGGCAGGAAAUGCUACAUUACCUCACUGUGUGAGCCAGCCAAGCAAUGCAACUGGAGGUCUCAGAGGUAAAGGCUGAUGAGUACUUGCGCUCUGAAUAAUUGAAGAAACCACUGUACUGUAACCAGCCAG